Molecule: messenger RNA, 930 nt
Organism: Serpula lacrymans var. lacrymans S7.9
Lineage: Eukaryota; Fungi; Basidiomycota; Agaricomycetes; Boletales; Serpulaceae
Exons: 2
Coding region: 364-684 (106 amino acids)
Source: RefSeq, a predicted model, not a curated record
AUGCUCUUCUUCUCUUUUUGUUCUCUAGUCCAGGUGCUAUCAGUGCCCGCUCAUGGUUACAUACCUAUUGCAGGCGUCGCCUUAUUGUCCUCAAGCCUCAAGGAUUGGUCUGCUGAAAUUUCUUAUUAUCCUCCACACAUAGUGCUUGGAAUAGAACAAUAAGCAAGAAGUCUCAUGGAGCCUUAAAACCCUCUGUAGGCGCAGACAUCCAGUUACUCAACAAGAACCUGCUCGUCGCAGUUCACUGUCGUUCGUUUCGUUGCUGUUUCUCUUCGUUGCUGUAUCCACUACACACUGUAUCCUUUCUUUUCUGCAUCCGAUAGCCACCCUCGAUAUAACAUCAUAAUUAAUCUCUCACAAAACAUGAAUCACGGAACCGUUGCUAUCGCUGUCGUUCAUCGCCAGGUCGUUCUAAUUCAAGCCGCACGUUCACACAACCGCCGUGACCGAUGGCUUGAUGUUUACACAUACAAUCUUUUUGGCGAUGGCGUUUUCCUCGCCUCUGAUGUCCCACAAGCGCGCAUUGCAUCUUCAGACCUCCUUACCAUCUUCCCAUUCCGAACCACCACCACGGACAUGAUCGAGUUGUCCCCCAGGGCGUUCCAAGAAUACUUGGAGCUUAGCUCCAAAUACCAGAAGAGCUAUGAAAACUUAUGGCAAGGUCGGAAAGCAAGGCUGCGCUGAGGUAUGAGGUGAAGAGUUUGAGGGGUGAAUUGGGGAUUUUUACUCUUAUUCGGAUAUGGGCGUAUUAGACGACACCCAGAUAUACCAUCUGUAGCUCUAGUUUCUGUAUUUUUACUGAUUGUUUCCCUAGCUUUUCAUUUUUUCCAUGUAUUUUAUAGCCAGUGAUCUUAAGAAUAUGAUAUGCCAGUUCGUCUCAUGUAUCCUUUGGUCAUACAAAAUCCUAGCUCCUUGUGGCUCAUUUUAAUU